AUGAGAGAAUUGCAUUUUGACUUGUCUCGAAUGCCGGUUUGGAUUCAAUUGUAUAAUAUCCCCUUGGAGCUAUUUUCGAGAAAGGGGCUUAGCUACAUUGCGAGUGCAAUUGGUAAGCCCUUGCAUAUGGACUCAAUAACUGCAUCAAGAGAAAGGCUUGAAUUUGCUGGAGUAUGUGUUGAAAUCUCUGUGGAUUCAAAAAUUCCAGACUCUGUUGCUGUUUUGUUAUGUGAUGGAUCUAUUGCUAGUAUCAAGGUUAUUGUACCUUGGAAACCAGCUUCUUGUGAUGUGUGUGGUAAAUUUGGUCACUCGGUGAGAUUAUGUCCUCAGGGGAAGAAAGUAGAACAGUUCUGGAGAGUAAAUGAGCCUAACAGAGAGAGGAAACAAUUUGCAGCUGCACCAGGAGUUAAAGUUGACACUAACCCUACUGAGAAGCUGGAGGGGGUAGUUGUCACUAACUCUAUUGAUCAAAGUGUUAAUCCAGAGGGGAAAAUUGUUGAUACUAAUUGUAAAAGCAAUGUUGACAUAAACUCUGAACAGGUUGCUUUAAGUUUGGCAGAUAUAGUGGGGAAGAAUUCCAAGGUAAAUGAUCGGCUUGAUUCUGAGAAAGGUGCAGUUUUGGAGAUUAAUCAUGUGGAUAUACAAAGCACUGAUAAUGGAAGUAAUCCUCCCAUUAAGAGAGGGAGAGGUAGACCAACAAAGGGUGGUAGCAAAGGUGCUAUGGGAGGUUCAAAAAAUAAGUUUGAAGUCCUUAACUCUAUAGACCCUGAGAGUUUGUUAGUUACUGAUGACUCAGGUAAUAAGCAACGAGUAGCUUCUCUUGGAGUGACUAAGAUCAUCCAAGACCUGAAGCUAAAAAAGAAAGAGCAUGUUGAAAAGGUAAAGAAAAUAGAGGAUAGAGGUGGUGCUUCUUCCUCAUCCACCCUUCCAUUUAAGGAAAGCAAUGCUGGGGAUAUUCUGCAUCAGAAUUUCAGUGACUGGGAUUCGUGUUGCAACUACAAUCACUCAACAAAUGGUCGCAUCUGGACUCUUUGGCAUAGAAGUUUAAACUACACUAUUCUUUCUGUGUUUGAUCAGAGCAUUUCUUUGAAGAGUUCUUUUAGGGAGAAGGAGUUUGUUAUAUCUGCAAAUUGUGUGGAUGAUUUGGGAGUGUUUGACCAUCCUUACACUGGUCCGUUUUUCACGUGGUCGAAUAAACAACAAGACAACUUCAUGGCACGCAAACUGGACCGUGUGCUUAUUAACUCGAGCUGUCUUGAAGCUUUUUCUGAAUCUGAGAUGGAAUUCCAGACUCCCGGGGAUUCCUCGGAUCACUGUGCAGCUCUGAUUUGGUUCCAUAAGGAGGCUCCUACUUCAAUGCCUAAGCCGUUUAAAUUUUUUAAUUUUUGGGCGAAGCAUUCUGAGUUCCUUUCUAUUGUGGAGAAAUCUUGGCAGGCUCCAGCUGUGGGCAACCCUGCUCAACUGAAGAGAGAGGAGUUGAUGAAUAUCCAGCUGGCUAACCUGAAUUCUGCUCAUUCUGGUAGUAACAUCGCCUCUGAACUGGAAAUUGGCAAGGAGCUGCAAGCCCUUGAAGAAGCUGAGCUUCUCUUUUAUAAGCAGAAAGCUAAAGCAGAUUGA
Molecule: messenger RNA, 1617 nt
Organism: Hibiscus syriacus
Lineage: Eukaryota; Viridiplantae; Streptophyta; Magnoliopsida; Malvales; Malvaceae
Exons: 4
Coding region: 1-1617 (538 amino acids)
Source: RefSeq, a predicted model, not a curated record